AACGCAUCGUAAGAUCGUUGCCUGAACCAGAACCAUCAAGUACCUACUGUACCUUAAUUCUCCUCUCUCACUCCCACUCCCCCGUCCGCAAAAAUGUCCACUCCCAUCGACAAAGCCCUCAACUCCAAGAACCUCUUCAUCGGCUUCGCAGCUCUCAUCACAGCAGCCACAGCCUGGUCAGUAUGGGGUCAAGAUAUGUUCCCAGCAGCAUCCUCCGACUCGAAAUCGGAAUCGGCAAAUACCACCACGCAACCGGAAACUUGGAGUGAGGCGGAAUUGCGAAGGUGGCUUAAGAAGAGGAAUUUGCCGAUUUACGACACAGAGUCGCGAAAGGAUUUGUUGAAGAGAGUUCAGAAUAUUCUCUCAAACCUUCACGCGAGUUCUCCGCAAGGGGAUGCAGGGAAGCCGGCAUCAGAUGGGGAGUGAGAGAAGCGUGCGUGGAUGAUGUUUCUGUGUAAUGUGUGAUGAAGACGCAAUGUGAUGUGGUUUUUUUCAAUUUCACUCUGGUAUUACUUCAGUUUCAGUCUACCACCACCGACCGUAUGGAACCUGCGUUGCUCGUGAGAGCUCGCUCUGUCCAACGCUUAGUGCGCAGCUUGAUCGCAGCAUGUUCAAGAUGCCAUGCCGCAGAAACAGAGUAUCGCAAGUAGUAUCAAGCCUCUCGUGUGAAACCCCCGUCCAACGCCAGACUUUUUCAAGCAAGAAUCGACAUCGUGCCCAAGCCGGAGUCGCAAAGACAGAGCCAUCUAGUCUUCCUCGCUGUCCACUCCACCCUGAGAGAAUUUCUCGACCUGGACGCCUCCUCCAACAGAAAUUUAAUCGCCGCCAGCGUCAGAGUCGGGGGCAUCCCCGUCCUCCUGCUCACUGUCUUCCUCAUCGUCUUCCUCGUCAUCUUCAUCAGCAGCAGCCAUCGCUUUCAGAGCUGCGAUUUGCUCCUGCUGAGCGCGCUCUUCCUCCUCGAGCGCCUGUAGCUCCUGUGCGUUUGCCUCGUACUGGGCCUGCUUCUUCUCCGCAGCUUUCUGCGCCUUCUUGGCGGCUUUGCGCUCCAAUCGCUCCUGAUGCUCCUUCAUGAGCUUGGCGGUCAAUUGACGGGUUUCCUCCGCCUUGCGACGCGCCGCCUCCACAGCGGCAGUGUUGUCGACCAACAGCCGAGCUUUCUUGCCGAUGACAUCGGGAGUGGCGGAUUGGGAGGCCGAACGCUUGAGAACAUUGGCGGCUGCCGAAAGAGCGGGACUGGGCAUUGGGGUGGGCGGUUUUUCGACAGUCGGCGCAACCAUGGGUGCAGGUGGCGGCUUGUUGCGAUGCUGUUUCGGCAUGACAAAGAUGGUGUCUUCUUCGUCUUGCUCAUGCGCAAUGGCUGGCGGCAUGUGUUGAUUUCUCAACGUGAUCUGCUCGGUGGCUUCUUCGAACUCUGAGAUCUGCAUGAUUCGGGAGUUGUAUUCCUUCCUCAAACGCAUUCGGACUGAGCCGUUGGGUGGGAAGCCUCGCUCUUUGGCGAUCUUGUUGAAGUAUUUGCUGGUUUCAAGCCGAGUGCACCCGUCCGCGCCGAUGAACUCAGUGAGUUCAGCCUGCGCUGGCAACUUGCCAAGGUGCUGCUCAAAAGUGGCCAUAUCAAGUGAUUCCGUUACUGGUGGCAUCGUGGUGUUGCCUAAAGAAAAAGGUGUGACUGAAGAGAAGCGAGUGACUGAAGGAGUAUCAGUCACAAAAAGUGAGUCGCUAGCGUCGUCUUCGCUGAAAGAGGCUGCGCGUUUGGCUGAAGUGAGCGGGUCCAGCCAGCGCGUGUUGCGAUCACUUGUUGCUAGGUUACCUGUGUUGUCAAGUCUGUGUGCGACGCCAUAAUAUUGCCCCUCAUCAUUCGAUUCUCGACGAGCAGGGCGGCCAACUGCCUGAAGGGGCGGCUGCUUGUUAGUUAUCUGUGCGCUGAAGUCACCUCCAAGCUUAGAAUACUUUGUCAUGUUCCGCAAGGCGUCAGUCGCACGGGGCUGCGCAUCCCAGGCCGGCGCAUCGAUCAUCUCGACGGCCUCGGAAAGGUCUUCUUGGGGCGGGUUGAGCUCGCGGAAUCUUUCGGUACGCAGUAUGCAGCCAGCAGCGUCAAUGCUAGCCUGCUUCCGAUACCAGAAGAUGAAUCGGGCCCAUGGCUCGAUGCCGUAUCGCGUUUCUACGUUCCAGUGAUUACGGUGAAUCCUGCUUCGCUUUUGCGGGAUCUUGUCUGGUCCGGUAUGUCGAAUUUCGAUGGCGCAGUCAGGCUGAACUCCGCUGGCGCGUACAGGCUGUGCGCUGCGUAAAAGCCAACCUCCUCCAUUGAUAUCCCACUCUGGGUCGAAACGGUGCUCGUGGCUCUCGUUCUGCACGUUUGCCAGGAUUUGAAUGCUGCCCACGCCCGGCCGGUCAAGGCUAUCAUCCUCGUACUCUAUAGCUGAUAGGUCCACCAUCUCCCCAAGUUCCUCCACAAACAUUUCUGCAUCCCAGAUAUCCAGCGGCCCUUCGAUCCGCGAGGUCCAGCCUGCCUUCUCAGGAGGACAGUCGUAAGCUCGCUCGAACUCGAGCGCACGGUUCGAGUACUGAGCAGCUUCCUUUUCGAGGAU
Messenger RNA from Sphaerulina musiva SO2202, 2585 nucleotides. RefSeq lists its product as uncharacterized. The transcript has 4 exons. The record is from RefSeq and is a predicted model, not a curated record. Lineage: Eukaryota; Fungi; Ascomycota; Dothideomycetes; Mycosphaerellales; Mycosphaerellaceae. The coding region runs from base 608 to 1072 and encodes 154 amino acids.